Penicillium samsonianum is the source of this 1146-nucleotide messenger RNA. Its product is annotated as DUF3632 domain-containing protein. The record is from RefSeq and is a predicted model, not a curated record. Bases 1 to 1146 code for a protein of 381 amino acids. NCBI's taxonomy places the organism in Eukaryota, Fungi, Ascomycota, Eurotiomycetes, Eurotiales, Aspergillaceae. The transcript has a single exon.
AUGCAUCGCCUCCGUGACUCCCUGCUGAGCCCUUCGCCAAAAGGCUUCCCCGUCAUCGGCGAGGCAGACACCGUCUCCCAUAGUCAGCAGGAUGUGCGGCAAAGUCUCGCUCGGGGUGAAUUGAAGGAGGUUCGGGGAGCAGCCUUAUUCAAUCGAACCUGGAUCGUCACCGACAGAUACUGCAAUGUUGGAGAUGGGGUGGAUUCCCUCGAAGGCUACGUUCGUGAGAUAUGGUAUACGUACUACCAGCUCAGCCUACAUACGUCGCAUGAAAAUCCCGAACAUGAUCGCCUGGUCCUCGAUAUCCUACGAAUCCAAGGAAAGGGGCCGUUAACCAGACCUGUGAAGGGGAAUUUCGGGAUCGAUAUCGCACGACUGACCGAAGGCACACUGUGGAAUGACCUGCCGUUUUUGGUUACUGACAUGACGGACUUGUGGAUCAACAACUGCGGACCAAUGUCGGGCACUCAGCGUCUAAACUUUGCCUCUUUCUUGGCCAAGCUGGCGUCAACCCGCGUCUGCAAGGACAGAAUGUGCCAGGUCGCCCUUGUCCUCUUCCGCUGUGCAUUUGAGGAGAUACAAGAGCUUCGCACCAGCGAGGAUCAGGAUAAUGAAGACCCGAACCGGAGCAUGGGAUCCCUCGAGCUUAUGCACUUAUUGCCAGCUGUCCAGGCGUGGUUCGGCGAGGCGGGUUACAAUCUCUUGCAACUCUCAGAGGUCUCAUGGAACGAUUGCCCCAGCACGAUUGGCCAGGGUGGCCCCUGUUUCAUCGAGUCGGAGUUCGGGAAGCGUUGUUCGCCCACUGGGUUCACACCAUGGAGAUGGAUGUACUGGCUCAAGCGACUCCACGAAAUUCAGGAGGCGGCAAAGGACGCUGGUGAGAAACGUCUCAAGGAGUGUGCCGCCGAGACCAUUUCCAGGAUGCUCACGGAUGUGGAGGAACGAAACUCUGACAUUCUGAGGGUUUUCAAAAAUGCUGGUGGUCUCAUAUACGAAGAUAAACAUUUACUAUCUCUUAAAAGGAUUGUGGAGGGCGAAGACCCCUUUUUCCUGGAGAACGAAGAUGGCGAGGAGAGCGAAAAGCCAGAGGAGAACGAAAAACUAGAAGAAAGCAAUGUGCCAGAGGGGAACAAAAAGGACAACUGA